Molecule: messenger RNA, 4365 nt
Organism: Scleropages formosus (Asian bonytongue)
Lineage: Eukaryota; Metazoa; Chordata; Actinopteri; Osteoglossiformes; Osteoglossidae
Gene: ipo7
Product: importin 7
Exons: 25
Coding region: 130-3249 (1039 amino acids)
Biological process (GO): protein import into nucleus
Cellular component (GO): nuclear envelope; cytosol
Molecular function (GO): small GTPase binding
Source: RefSeq, a predicted model, not a curated record
CUAUCCGGGUACUCUGAGCGGCUCUUCCUUUCGCGCCGGUAGCUGGGGAACAGCGCGUCCAUGUGCGCAUUGAACGGGACUGCAUAGUUCACAGAAUCAACCGAAACCGAGCCACGCCACAGCCCAGAUAUGGAUCCCAACUCUCUUAUCGAAGCCCUUCGGGGAACCAUGGACCCGAACCUGCGGGAAGCCGCAGAGAGGCAACUGAACGAGGGUCACAGCCAAGUGAACUUUGUCUCCACGCUGCUGCAGGUGACCAUGUCUGAUAAUCUUGACCUCCCUGUCCGACAAGCAGGUGUGAUCUACCUGAAGAACAUGGUCACCCAGUACUGGAGCGAAGGGGACCCUGCAGGUGGAGAGAAUGCUGCCACCAACAUCCCAGAGGAGGACAGGCAGUUCAUCCGAGACACCAUUGUGGAGGCCAUCAUCCACUCCCCUGAGCGCAUCAGAGUUCAGCUUACAACAUGCAUUCAUCACAUGAUCAAGCACGAUUACCCUGGCAAGUGGACGGCUAUUGUGGACAAGAUUGGAUUUUAUUUGCACUCUGACGACAGCACUGGCUGGCUGGGCAUCCUGCUGUGCCUCUACCAGCUUGUUAAGAACUACGAGUACAAAAAGCCGGAAGAGCGCAGCCCAUUGGUGGCCGCUAUGCAGAUCUUCAUGCCCAUGUUGAAGGACCGCUUCAUUCAGCUUCUGCCAAAUCCCUCUAGCGACUCUGUUCUUGUGCAGAAGCAGAUUUUCAAGAUCCUCUAUGCACUCUUUCAGUACAACCUGCCAUUGGAGCUGAUUAAUCGGCAGAACUUGGCUGAGUGGAUGGAGAUUCUGAAGACUGUAGUAGACAGGGAUGUUCCUCAGGAGACACUGCAGGUGGACGAGGAUGAUCGGCCAGAGCUACCCUGGUGGAAGUGUAAGAAGUGGGCUCUUCAUAUUCUUGCCCGUCUGUUUGAAAGGUAUGGCAGCCCAGGAAACACCACCAAAGAGUACACGGAGUUCGCUGAGCUCUUCCUCAAGGGCUAUGCAGUUUCUGCUCAACAGGUGCUGUUAAAGGUCUUGUAUCAGUACAAAGAAAAGCAAUACGUAGCUCCCAGGGUCCUGCAGCAGACGCUCAACUACAUAAACCAGGGAAUCGGACAUGCAGUCACCUGGAAGAACCUCAAACCCCACAUCCAGGGGAUCAUUCAGGACGUGGUUUUCCCCCUAAUGUGCUACACAGAUAGUGAUGAGGAGCUGUGGCAGGAAGACCCAUAUGAGUACAUUCGCAUGAAAUUUGAUGUCUUUGAGGAUUUCAUCUCCCCCACGAUUGCUGCACAAACCUUACUAUUCACAUCAUGCAACAAGAGGAAAGAAGUCCUGCAGAAGACCAUGGGCUUCUGCUAUCAAAUCCUCACGGAACCUGGUGCCGACCCACGGAAGAAAGAUGGCGCUUUGCACAUGAUUGGUUCGCUGGCUGAAAUUCUGCUCAAGAAAAAGAUUUACAAGGACCAGAUGGAGUUUAUGUUGCAGAAUCACGUCUUUCCAUUGUUUCACAGCGAGCUGGGUUACAUGAGAGCGAGGGCAUGCUGGGUCUUGCACUACUUUUGUGAAGUCAAGUUCAAGAAUGAUCAGAACCUGCAGACAGCCCUGGAUCUGACUCGCAUGCGUCUGAUCAAUGACAAUGAGAUGCCUGUCAAAGUGGAAGCUGCCAUUGCUCUUCAGGUGCUCAUUAGCAACCAGGAGAAAGCAAAGGAAUACAUCACUCCCUACAUCCGGCCAGUGAUGCAGGCACUCCUCCACAUCGUACGAGAGACGGAGAAUGAUGACCUCACUAAUGUCAUACAGAAGAUGAUCUGCGAGUACAGUGAGGAAGUCACGCCCAUAGCUGUAGAGAUGACCCAACACCUGGCCAUGACCUUUAACCAGGUCAUCCAGACGGGUCCUGAUGAGGAGGGUGGUGAUGACAAGGCGGUCACAGCCAUGGGUAUCCUUAACACAAUUGACACCUUACUCAAUGUUGUGGAGGACCACAAAGAGAUCACGCAACAGCUGGAGGGUAUCUGUCUUCAGGUGAUAGGAACGGUUCUUCAGCAGCAUGUCUUGGAGUUCUACGAGGAGAUCCUUUCUCUGGCCCACAGUCUAACUUGCCACCAAGUGUCCCCACAAAUGUGGCAGCUACUGCCAUUGGUCUACGAGGUCUUCCAGCAAGAUGGCUUUGAUUAUUUCACAGACAUGAUGCCUCUCCUGCACAACUAUGUUACUGUUGACACGGACACUCUGUUGUCUGAUACCAAAUACCUUGAAAUGAUCUACAGCAUGUGCAAGAAGAUUCUGACAGGGGAUCCAGGGGAAGACCCAGAGUGCCAUGCAGCUAAGCUGCUGGAGGUCAUUAUCCUGCAAUGUAAAGGGCGUGGCAUUGACCAGGUCGUGCCCCUCUUUGUGGCUGCUGCCCUGGAGAGGUUAACGCGAGAAGUCAAGACCAGCGAGUUGAGAACCAUGUGCCUCCAGGUAGCCAUUGCUGCCUUGUACUACAACCCUCCUCUGCUGCUCAACACACUGGAAAAUCUGCGCUUCCCCAACAACACUGAACCCAUUACCAACCACUUCAUCUCUCAGUGGCUCAAAGAUGUUGACUGCUUCCUCGGACUUCACGACAGAAAAAUGUGCGUGCUGGGCCUGUGCGCCCUCAUAGAUAUGGAACAGAGGCCACAGGCUGUCAACCAAGUGGCUGGUCAGCUGCUACCAGCUGCCAUCCUGCUCUUUAAUGGCCUCAAGAGAGCGUAUGCCUGCCGGGCUGAGCAUGAGAAUGAAGAGGAUGAUGAAGAGGAUGAUGGAGAGGAAGAUGAGGAAAAUGUGGAGUUGGGAAGUGAUGAGGAUGACAUUGAUGAAGAAGGCCAGGAGUAUCUGGAGAUGUUGGCGAAGCAGGCAGGUGAGGAUGGAGAUGAUGAGGACUGGGAGGAGGAUGAUGCUGAGGAGACGGCACUGGAGGGGUACGGCACUGCUGUGGAUGAUGAAGACAACUUAGUGGAUGAGUACCAGAUCUUCAAAGUUGUUCUCCAAAAUAUCCAGACUCGUGACCCUGCAUGGUACCAGGCAUUGACGCAGAACUUAGACGAGGAGCAAGCAAAACAUCUUCAAGACAUUGCCACGCUUGCAGACCAGAGGCGGGCUGCACAUGAGUCAAAAAUGAUUGAGAAGCAUGGUGGAUACAAGUUCACAUCUCCAGUGGUGCCAACCAACUUCAACUUUGGAGGCAGUGCUCCAGGAAUGAAUUGAGUCCUCCUUUCCUUUUCUUACUCUGUGACUGAUUGUAGUGAAGUGACAAAGCUUGUGUUGUUCCCUCAAGUAGUGGUUUCAGAACUGGUUCUUCUCACUCAUUCUUCAAUUUGACUGUAUUAACUUGGACAUAGCACCAGAAGAUGUGAGAAGGCAACCAAAUGCAACCAAUGGCUGGGAAAACUAACCAAGAACUUGAUCAUGAAGCAAGAAUGAAAUCAAAAAAGCGCCGAACGUUGUCUAAUGGAGUCCAAAGUUGGGAUAAGAUACCAUGACAGCAGCUCUUUUCACACAAAAUGGGGACAACAGAAUUCCAAAUUGAAAGUACAAUUUAAUGUUACAUCAGUCUCAUGGUAUAUGCUAGAAUGGCACCCUUAAAAUUUAUACCUGUGGAAGUGGUGUUUGUCUAUGUUAAUGCAUUAACAAAUGCCUAAGAUUUUGUAAAUAAGCCGAGGCUAGGUUGUAGCCUGGCUUGAACUCCCUUCGGAAGGUAUAAGCGAGUGUAUUCAUAUGUAGCAUAUUGGAUACUUCAUAGCACUACGUGGUGCCUGAUAUCUGUAAAUUUGACUAGCACUUUCAUAUUGUUCAGCUCUCCCAGCCUUGUUUCAGACUGCAGAUUUAUAAGAAUCAUUUGAGACUAUUUAAAAAAAAAAAAAAACAAAUAAAUAAAUAAAUAAAAUGGCUGUAACAUUGUUACUCUGCCAGCAGCCUCUGGGUAUGGCUAAUUGUUACAUGUAAUUGGUUAACUGUGUCAAGUAGUUAAGUGACAUUUUUAUGCUAAAAUGGCAACACUCUGGGAUUCUGAAAAAAUGCUCUUUGUGUUCAGUUUGGAUACAAGAUCAGUUGGUUCAGUACUUCAUUGAAGCAUGUACAAUUGGACUAUCAUGGAGCCCUAGCAUUUGGUUGAUGUAUGGAUAAACCAUCUAUAUAUACAACAAUAUAUUAAAGAAAAGUUGGGAUACAAGUGAUGGGAGUGUUAACUUGUGCAGUGCAACAUGUACAAAGCGGUAAGUUUGACAGCUGCACAUUUGGAUGGGUAUGCAAAGGGGAGGAAGGUGGUAUUUGUAACCAGUUGAUGCUCAAAAUAAAGACCUGGGAUUGUGUGUGUUAAAGGGG